AUGAGCGACUCUCCUCCGCGGGCCGUGGGUGACAGGUAUUCCCUGAGCCUGGAACAAAGUCUGCAGGAACUUCAAGAGAAGAUUCAGCAACACCGGGACGAGCUGGCAUUGCUCCAACAAAAUGGCCGGCAGUCAAAACAGAGCUUGCCGGGUCCAGGAAGAGGCUCGUAUGAAGUCAUGAAAGGCGCUUUCGAGGAGGUUGCAACAAACCCUCCUUUUGUGCCCUCCUCGGCAUCAGUCCUGCCCGCGCUGGUGGCUUUGCGAAAGACCCAUCAGACCAUUGCAGAGUCCCGGGCGUACCUGCAGAGCCAAGGUACCUCCCUUGACAAAGCCAAACGUAGGCUAGAAAGCGAGCAGGCGAAUUUGGCCGAUCAAAAGCUGCUUCAGCAGAGUUUGGAGAAGCGCAUCCAGGCUCUCACAGAUGAUGCCGAUUCAAGGAUGGAAUUGACGCCCGAACAGGCGGCCAAAGAAAGACUGGACGAACUCAGGAAGAAGAAGAAGCACUACGACAAGGAGAGGGUGAGGCUCCUUAGGGCCUUGCGUGAGUUCAUCAACAAUCACCUGGCGGCUCAGAUAGCGGCCGAAGACCUCGGCGGACCUGUCGUUGGCGACAUGAUGGAGAUCGACUCGGAUCAACUUGCCGCUGGUUUCAACAAUCAGGGUCGUCCUGUGAAGGCCAAAUCCAAGCCGGACGAGGACAAGAGACAGAGACGCCUCGAGGAAGUUUGGGGUCUAUCACAAGACAACGAGAGAGAGACGGACGAGACUGCCGCCGCAGGACGCGAGAUGCGUGAACUCACGGAGGAGCUGCUCAACCAGCACAUAGAAGCAGGAGGUGAUAGCACGGCAGCAUACGUCAAGAUUCCGAAGGAGACGGCGGCGACACGAUUCCUGGUCCGGUCCAAGGUCGCACAGUUCCACCCCAGAGAUGCCACGAGGCUUAAGCUGAUUGAUUUUGGAAGAGAACUGGACGACUAG
Messenger RNA from Colletotrichum karsti, 978 nucleotides. RefSeq lists its product as uncharacterized. Lineage: Eukaryota; Fungi; Ascomycota; Sordariomycetes; Glomerellales; Glomerellaceae. The transcript is spliced from 2 exons. The coding region runs from base 1 to 978 and encodes 325 amino acids. Gene Ontology annotation, biological process: kinetochore assembly; mitotic sister chromatid segregation. The record is from RefSeq and is a predicted model, not a curated record. Gene Ontology annotation, cellular component: nucleus.